This is a messenger RNA of Cavia porcellus (domestic guinea pig), 3792 nucleotides long. RefSeq names its product acyl-CoA binding domain containing 4 (gene Acbd4). The transcript is spliced from 8 exons. Lineage: Eukaryota; Metazoa; Chordata; Mammalia; Rodentia; Caviidae. The coding region runs from base 694 to 1758 and encodes 354 amino acids. Gene Ontology annotation, biological process: fatty acid metabolic process. Gene Ontology annotation, cellular component: cytoplasm. The record is from RefSeq and is a predicted model, not a curated record. Gene Ontology annotation, molecular function: fatty-acyl-CoA binding.
GGGCAGAGCGAUGCUCCUGGGCGGGACAGGAGGAGGGACCUAGCCCGGACCCCCGAGACGCCCCUGUUGAGUCCGCCCUGAGUUUCGCCAGGGACGCAGGCUCCUCCUCCCGCCCAAAGCCUCGGUUGGACGGUGCGACCCCGGGGCGGGCGGUGACCGGGUUGAGUGUGUCUCUGGCCCUGACCUGGGGCCGAAACCUAGGAUCGCUGGCGUUGCAGACCGCACUGCGAGCCGCGCCGCGUGUCCAGGGAAAGCCGCGACCUCGGGGGCCUGAGGGGCCCGCUGGACCCUGAGCUCCACACUGACUCUGCGGUCCCUCUCCGGGAUGACCGCCCCGCCCCUCACCCGGGUCCCCAAACUCGGUUUGGGCGCUGGGACCGCGGGCCCGCGUCGCCGCCACUAGGGGGCGCGAGCACCGCGCGCUCCCCCGCGUCCGUUGGGGGCGCUACUCGCCGGAUCGGCGGCUGCACCGCGAAGGUGUGGCAUAAUCUUGAAAGAGCCGCACCGAGUGGCUGGAGUAUAGAAGCCAACUAUGAAACGGUGUUUCUCAUUGGCUGAGUUUCGGGACACGGCUCGGCCAGCUCGGACUUGAAGCCCGCGACCAGCGAGACCUAGCUCGUCAGAGUCGCCGCGGGGCGGGGAGGGGCAGGGAAAGGCCGCCUCCUUCGCUUUUCUUGUCCGUGAGCUGGAGAUAUGCACUUGAGCGACGCUGUCGAGGACACGACUGGCCCUGCGACCCUUGCCGCCUGCCCCCGCGCCAAGUCCCGCAGCCCGGCAGGAGGAGGAAGCCGGGGUACCGUGCGCAUGGGCUCCGAGUGCGGCGGCUCCAAGCCCGCCUGCCGCGAGCAGUUCCAGGCGGCGGCCAGCGUCAUCCAGAGUCUGCCCCGGACGGGUUCCUACCGCCCCUCUCAUGAGGAGAUGCUUCGGUUCUACAGCUAUUACAAGCAGGCCACCCUGGGGCCUUGCCUGGUGCCGAGGCCCGGCUUCUGGGAUCCCAUUGGGCGCUACAAGUGGGACGCCUGGCAUAGCCUGGGUGGGAUGAGCAGGGAGGAGGCCAUGUCCGCCUAUGUCGCAGAGAUGAAACUGGUGGCACAGAAGGUGAUUGACACUGUGCCCCUUGGGGAGGUGUCAGAGGACAUGUUCAGCUACUUUGUGCCCCUGUACCAAGUGAUCCCCGACAUGCCAAGGCCCCCAGAAGCCUUCCUGAGAAGGGUCACAGGUUGGAAAGAUGAUGACCAGGCUGUACCAGAGCCUCCCUACCAGCCCAAGGAGCCAGUGCCUCUUGGUCCAGAGUCCCAGAUCCCCGUUGACCUGGACCCAGAGGUUUUCUGUGAUUCCUUGGAGCAGCUGGAGCCUGAGCCUGUGAGACCCUUGCCUCCCCUGCCCCACCCCAGGAGCUAUGGCUGUCCCCCACCUCACUAUGUCACUCAAGUCUUGGCUGAGCAGAGGGGAGUGGCAGGAGGAGACCCUGAUGCCAAGAUGAGCCUUGAGCCUCCUAUGGAAAGAGAGGAGCUGGAGGGUGGCCGCCCGGGGCCCCAGAACUUGGACUCAUUGCUGGUGGGCACCAUCUGGGCCCUGCAGGAGAGCAUGCGGGACGUUCAGGGGCGGCUGCAGACCCUUGAGAGCAAACCCAUGGCCCCUGCACAGGGACCUCGACCCCGGCCCCUCAGGCUCUCUGCAACCACGCUGCUCUUUCUUUUCCUGUGGCCUUUCGUUGCACAGUGGCUCCUGCGACAACUUCGGACCCAGAAGAGGUGAUCCAGAAGAGGUGAUCACAGGAAAGGUCCCAGCCACAGGCCCUGGCCUGUGAGGCCUGAGCCCGGGGCCCCAGGAGCACUGCCCCAGGGCCUCCCAGGCUGUCCCUUCCCCAUGGUCCAGCUCACACCCUCCCCACCCCCACCCAGACCUGCUCCUCCCCAGGCACAGCCGGGCAAGUCUGGGCUUGGAGGUGGCUGGACUGGUGGGAUCACCAUGCUCAGGACAAAGACUUUAACCAAAUAAGACAAAGCCUCAGCUUUGCAGCCAGAUCCCAGAGGGUGCAGCAGGGCACAGGUCACAGUCCCCUUUCCUCCCAGGCCCUGUGGACAGAAGCAGUGUUUCCUGUCCCAGCCUCCUGGCAAAGUGGGACAACCUCAGGCUGAGGUGGGGGUGCUGCCCUGAGGCUUUGCCUCCAGACCCAGGAGGUUCCAGGGGUUUGGGGUCCCACCUGAGGGCUGCUAUCACCCCACACCCUAGGCCCCAGAAGUGCCCACUGCCCCCUUGCAGCUGCCAUUCCCAAUGUCCCCCAACUUUUAGGAUAUGAACCCAACUGGAGCCUCCUGGCCUGCUCUCUGCUGUCCUUGCUGCUCUCACCUGGAAUGGGAUGAACCCCAUUAUCCAGGGUUCCACCAAAUGCCUGGCUGCUGGAGACCCUCAGACCCCUAGCCUGACCCUUGUUCUGGGUGUGGCCCACGCAGCCCGUUCCUAUCCUGGCCAGGAGGGUAGUCCUCAGGAUGAACCUGACCAGGUCCUCAGCUGCCCAGGGCUACCACAGAAGUUGAACAAACCCCUUCUGACAGUGACAUGUAUAGCCCACAUGAGUGGGAGAAAGACUUUAUCUGUAGAGGGUGCAGGGAGGGGUGGAGCCCACUUCUCAACCUGGGCAAGAUUUGGGGUUUUCUUAUCUUUUUUUUUCCAGUACUGGGGAUUGAAUCCAAGACCUUUGAACUAAAUUACACCCUCCUUUAAAAAUGUGAGACGGGCUGGGGAUUUCGCUCAGCAGCAUAAGCACCUGCCUUGCAAGUGUGUGGUCCCUGGUACCAGUAAAAACGAAAAAGACAAAAAACACAAACAAAAUAAAAAUGUGAGACAGAGCCGGGCGUGGUGGCUCAUGCCUAUAAUCCCAGCACUCAGGAGGCUAAGGCAGGAGGAUCCUUUCGAGUUCGAGACAGCUUAGGCUACAAAGUGAGCUCAAGGCCAGCCUGAACUGCAUAAAGAGACCGUCUUAAAGAGACAAAAAAAAAAAAAAAAGUGAAACAGGGUCGUUAAAUUGCUUAGUCUGACAUCAAAUUUGCAGUCAUCCUGCCUCAGCUUCCCAGAAUGCUGGGAUUCCAGGCCUGUGCCAUCAUGGGUCUGAAUAGGCAAGAUUCCUCCCUGGUUCAUAGCUCUGAGCUUGGGUUGCUGGGUUUAGGAAGCAGAAACAAUUGCUGUACAAGAGCAGUCCUGGGGUUUACCAGCAGCUGAGCAUGUAGAAUGCCUGCAUAGGGCAGAACACAGCUAAGGGUCAAGGGUCUGGUCCCUUGUAGAAUUCUAGAAUUUCACGGCCUGUUUAGUCCCCUCUCCCUCAGAUAACAAGCUGAGCCCCCUGGCUGGUAAAGUGAGGGUGGUUCAGCCACACCUUCCAAGUCCCCGACUGAGAAAACCUGAACCCUGAAACUCAGGCCAAAGUGGAAGGCUUUGACUUCCCUGCAAAGAGCCGCCUCUCCGAGUUCCUGCUUGCUGGGACUUAAGUGAAGGAAGACAAGGCAGGCUUCUCAGAAGAGCCGGACACGGGCUGCAUGGUGGUUCCCUCCUGCCUGGUGCACAUCCGCCACCCAUCACGGCUGCUGCCAUCCAAGCUCUCCGGCCUCCUCCCCAUCGACGGCCUGGAGCAGGACCCUUUAUGGCUGGUCUUGUGAGACACACUCGCAUUUUCAGGCCACUCAGGCAGCUGAGGCAGAAUGUUGGGACCCAGUAUUUUGUGACCAGCCUGGACAAGACGGAGACCCCAUCUCAAAAAAACAGAAAUAAAAAAAUAAAAUGCCUUUCUUUGGA